This is a messenger RNA of Adineta steineri, 660 nucleotides long. Lineage: Eukaryota; Metazoa; Rotifera; Eurotatoria; Adinetida; Adinetidae. The record is from the annotation of a GenBank genome assembly.
AUGAGUUAUAAUUUUAAUCCAAAUCAAGCUGCACAAGGUGCAACUUAUGCUGCACAAGGCGCAAAUUAUGCUGGACGAGCAAUGAAUGCAUUUCAAACAGCAGUCAAUAUCGAUGAUCAACAACCACAGGCUGAAGGAACAACAUUUUGGUUUCGAUGGUUUAUUCGAGCUACUGCUAUCGUCACUGGAAUUCUUGCAAUGCUUUGUGGAGUCUUUGGUGCACUCAGUAUAUCGCCUUUCUGUAUUAUUGCUGGUGUAAUGAUGAUUUUUCUGGGCUUCUCAUUAAUCAUGUUUGAAGUACCAGUUUGUUGUCAAUUCGUGCAAUAUACACAACCAGUGGCACAAUUUUCCGUACAACGUCCACCAUGGCAAAAAGCUGUACUUUAUUCAGUACCACCUCUUGUUCCACUUCUUUUAUGCCAAUCAAUAAGUAUCGUAUUUGGUUUUAUAUGCUUAUUGGUCAAUGGAGCUAUCCAAUUUAUGUUAGCUGUUGGCAAAAAAGCACCAUUAGAAGAAAUGCUUCAACGAGCAAAUGUUGGUGGUAUUAAUCGUGGUCCACCAGUACCUGAAGGUCCUCCUCUAAAUGCACCAGGUCCAGGUCUAGGUCAAGGUCCAGGUCUAUCAGGAGACAGAGGUUUUAACUUUACUCCAUUACAUUAA